Messenger RNA from Cynara cardunculus var. scolymus (artichoke), 2805 nucleotides. RefSeq names its product beta-galactosidase 5-like. Bases 42 to 2570 code for a protein of 842 amino acids. The record is from RefSeq and is a predicted model, not a curated record. The transcript has 18 exons. Gene Ontology annotation, molecular function: carbohydrate binding; beta-galactosidase activity. Gene Ontology annotation, biological process: carbohydrate metabolic process. Gene Ontology annotation, cellular component: cell wall; vacuole. Lineage: Eukaryota; Viridiplantae; Streptophyta; Magnoliopsida; Asterales; Asteraceae.
UCCUUUCCGGUCUUUUCCAAUCUUCCUCCACCGCUUCCGCCAUGGCCGCCACCGUCUCCAAAUUUCUAACUUUCUUCAUAAUCCUUAUAACCCACCUGCAUCUGAUUCAAGCUUCUGUCACUUAUGAUCACAGAUCUUUAAUCAUCAAUGGCCAAAGAAGAAUCCUCAUUUCUGGCUCCAUUCAUUACCCCAGAAGCACCCCUGAAAUGUGGGAAGAUCUUGUAGUUAAAGCUAAAAAUGGGGGAUUAGAUGUCAUUGACACUUAUGUGUUCUGGAAUGUUCAUGAACCUUCUCCUGGAACUUAUGAUUUCAGUGGAAGAUAUGAUCUUGUGAGGUUUAUAAAGACGGUAGCAGGUGCUGGACUUUAUGUCAAUUUAAGGAUUGGACCUUAUGUUUGUGCUGAAUGGAAUUUUGGGGGUUUUCCUGUGUGGUUAAAGUAUGUUCCUGGUAUCAUCUUCAGAACAGACAAUGAGCCAUUCAAGGCAGCCAUGCAAGGAUUCACACAGAAAAUAGUGGAGAUGAUGAAGGCUGAAAACUUGUUUCAAUCACAGGGUGGUCCAAUCAUUCUCUCCCAGAUUGAAAACGAGUAUGGUGCACAACGCAAGUCACUCGGACCAGGAGGAGAAGCCUACGUAAAUUGGGCAGCAAAAAUGGCGGUUGGCCUUAACACCGGAGUCCCGUGGUCGAUGUGCAAAGAAGACGAUGCACCCGACCCUGUGAUAAAUACUUGCAACGGAUUCUAUUGCGAUACUUUUACACCCAACAAGCGUUACAAGCCCACGAUGUGGACCGAAGCCUGGAGUGGCUGGUUCACGGAAUUCGGUGCACCGGUCGAGCAACGACCGGUUCACGAUUUAGCAUUUGCCGUGGCUCGGUUUGUACAGAAAGGUGGCUCGUAUUUUAAUUAUUACAUGUAUCAUGGCGGAACCAACUUUGGACGCACAAGCGGAGGACCAUUUAUCACCACGAGUUACGAUUACGAUGCUCCUAUCGAUGAAUAUGGCUUAAUCAGAGAACCCAAAUACGGUCAUUUAACAGAGCUUCAUAGAGCGAUUAAGCUAUGCGAACCGGCUAUUUUCUCUUCCGAUCCGAUAUACAUUUCGUUAGGAAAGAGGCAAAACGCAUACGUGUACGAAGGAAAUGGAACCUGCGCCGCAUUCCUCUCGAAUUUCGAAACAACUUCUGCUAUAAGAGUCGUGUUUAGAAACCGGCAUUAUAAAUUACCACCGUGGUCCAUUAGUAUCCUCCCCGACUGCAAAAACGUCGUGUUUAAUACAGCAAAGGUUGUAACUCAAACUUCGCGGAUGCAAAUGAUGCCCACGGGAUCUAGCAUACAGUCAUGGGAGACUUACCACGAAGACAUUUCUACGUUAGCGGACGGACCAUCGUUGAGUUCCUUUGGACUAUUGGAGCAGAUAAACAUCACUAGAGAUACAAGUGAUUACUUAUGGUACUCGACUAGUAUCGACGUCAAUCCGUCGGAAACGUUUCUUCGUGAAGGAAGAAAACCGACACUCGUGGUUCAAUCUAAAGGUCACGGAGUUCAUGUUUUUGUGAAUGGACAACAUUCAGGGUCUGCGUAUGGCUCGAGGGAGGACACGAGAUUUACGCUCCGUAAACCCGUCGAUCUCCACGGCGGAACAAAUCAAAUUUCUCUGCUUAGUAUGGCUGCUGGACUACCGAAUGUCGGGAUGCACUUCGAGGCACGGGAUACGGGAAUCCUAGGACCUGUCACGCUUGACGGACUUGACCAUGGAACAAUCGAUUUAUCGAGGGCGAGAUGGACUUAUAAGGUCGGAUUAAAUGGAGAGACGAAGAAUUUGAUUUCGCCUAACGGCCUCUCAUCUGUCGAGUGGAAUGGCGGUUCUUUGGUUAACCAUGUUCAACAGCCUUUGAAGUGGUACAAGGCUUAUUUCGAUGCACCGGAAGGCAACGAUCCCUUGGCUCUGGACAUGAAGAGUAUGGUUCGAGGUCAGGUAUGGAUCAAUGGUCAAAGCAUCGGAAGAUAUUGGACCGAGCACGCAAAGGGAAAGUGUGGCUUUUGCAAGUAUCCCGGAGCUUUCAGACCCGGGAAGUGUCAGGCAGGCUGCGGUGCACCAACCCAACGCUGGUAUCAUGUUCCAAGAUCGUGGUUAAAGCCCACGCAAAAUUUGUUGGUGCUAUUUGAAGAGGUCGGUGGGAAUAUCUCGAGGAUAUCUCUGGCGAAAAGAACACAGACACACGUUUGUGCUUCUACGUUUGAGCAUCAUCCGGUCACUGACAACUGGCAAACGGAGAGCUCGGGUGAAACUACUAUGCUUCACGACACUAAGGUCCGCCUGCGAUGCGGGCUCGGCCAAUCCAUAUCCGCAAUUAAUUUUGCAAGUUUCGGGACUCCAUUUGGAGGUUGUGGAGAUUUUCGACAGGGCGCUUGUCAUGCACCAAAUUCUCGUGACCUCAUGGAAAAGACAUGUGUUGGCCAGGAGAGUUGUGAAAUGACGGCCUCAAACGACUAUUUUGCAACGGACCCGUGUCCUAAAGUCUUGAAGAGGUUAUUGGUAGAAGCGGUUUGUUCGGUUAAACCAGCGUAGGCAGGUCUGAUGAUCGGAGCAAAGAAACUAGAGACUACCACAGCCGAUUUCACUUCCGUUUUCGGAUAUAAAAAGUAGGGUUAAUUUCAUGGAGGUAGCAACAAGAAGAAAUAAUGUAGAAUCUGGACACCAAGAAUAAAGUGAUUUUGUGUAGAUUUAAAGUGAUAAAUGUGUACAUGAUUUGCUACACAAAUGUACAAUUUUUAGUUAAGUGAGGGAGAUAAAGAUUUGAUUC